AUGUCCCCCUCGAUCAAGUUUGGGGCACUGGCUACGGCCGUCCUGGCCGCAACGACGGCCGCGCACAACUACAUGAUGGAUCCGCUGCCGACGUGGCCGAAAGACUUUUACACGCCAAUGAACCCCUGUGCUUUUAUCGACCCCACGAAGUAUUUGCCGACGCCGCCCGGCAUGUCGUACACGACAGAUCCAGCGUCCAACGCGAAGGCGUUCUGGACCGCGUUCAACGCCAGCUCGUUCAAGUCGGUGAAAGAGCUCAUUUGGAAAGGGCAGAAGCCCGAGCCCAAGGCGUCCAAGGAGUGCGGCUUCUCCCUCGUAGAUGGCGCCCCGCAAGACCUGCCGGAGAAGAUCAAGUGGGACUUCUUCACCUUGUCGCACGAGGGUCCGUUCGAAGUCUACUGCGACGACACGCUCGUGUUCAAGGACUGGAACGCGGCCAUUGACUUUCCUGAGACGCCUGCGUACACGCCAUACGACAAGGCCAAGUGCAAGGGCGCCAAGAUGCUGACGUCCUACUGGCUCGCCCUGCACACGGUUCCGUGGCAGGUGUACACCAACUGCGCGCCCCUCACGGGCAAAGUUGGAGCGUCCAACUCGACCGAUUCCACGGGCGGCUCCGACGAAGACACGUCCCAGUCGACGCCUUCGACGCCUGCUCCAGCGCCUGCUUCAACGCCGGCACCUGCCACGCCGGCACCUGCCACGCCGGCACCUGCUACGCCGACAGUCGACGAAUCUUCGUCUUCUGCUGCUCAAGAUGCGGCGGCAUCGCAAGACGGUGACGAGGACGACGCAGGGGACGAGGAGAACGAAGACACGGUGGAUCAGGAGGAGGUCGGCUCCGAUGCUGGCGCUGCAAAGGUCAAGCCGUACAAAGAGGAGGUCAAAGAGGAGGUCAAAGAGGAGGUCAAGGAGGAGGUCAAAGAGGAGGUCGAAGAAGAGGUCGAAGAAGACUCGCCGACGCCUGCGCCAGCGGCCGAGAAGUGUACGGUCCGUCGUCGUCGUCGUAACUAG
This is a messenger RNA of Hyaloperonospora brassicae, 1014 nucleotides long. The record is from the annotation of a GenBank genome assembly. Lineage: Eukaryota; Oomycota; Peronosporomycetes; Peronosporales; Peronosporaceae.